AUGAGAGGGAGAGAGGUGGGAGUGACCGAGGAAACACACAGAGGAAACACGUAGAGCCACAACACAGCGCCACACUCCCCCGGCUGAGGCACAGCUGAGCUCUAGCUUUCUGGAGGAUCCUGCCCGCCGGAGCUCCAUUGUUUGCACGGAGGUGGGGUGGUGGUGGUGGUGGAGGGGGACUCGUUUCUGCGGUUUUCCGUGGGUUCCCCAUGCUCAGUUCAGGCAGAAUGGAGGAAUUUGUGACCGAAGAGGAAGAGCCAUGGUACGACCAGCAAGACCUGGAGCAGGACCUCCACUUGGCGGCAGAGUUGGGGAAGACUCUUCUGGAGAGGAACAAGGAGCUGGAGGACUCCCUGCAGCAGAUGUACAUCACUAAUGAAGAGCAAGUACAAGAGAUCGAGUACCUGUCUAAGCAGCUGGACGUUCUUCGGGACAUGAAUGAGCAGCAUGCCAAAGUGUACGAGCAGCUGGACGGGACUGCCAGAGAGCUGGAACGGACCAAUCACACACUGGUGAUGGACAGCAAGGCCUCGCAUCAGAAGAUAGAGAGGCUCACAGGAACCAUCGAGACUUUGCAGAACCAGGUGGAGUCUCUCUCAGGGCAGGUGGAGCAGCUCCGCUCCAUGGAGCAGCUCCGAGUCAGAAGGGAGAAGAGAGAGCGACGUAAGACCAUCCACUCCUUCCCUUGUCUGAGGGAGCUUUGCACAGCACCCAGGUAUGAGGAUGAGUUUGUAGUGGGCAGGGCGGAGAGUUUUUCUGUGGAUGUGAAACCUCAACCAUGCGAAGAGGAGAACCAGCAUCUGAGGGUGGCGGUGUCGGCUCUGCGAGCGGCUGUCCGGACUGAGAGGGGGCGUCGAGAGGGCGUGGAGAGGGAGUGCAACCUCCUACUGGCAGAGUUCUCCCGGCUGCAGACUCGAGUCCAGGAUGCUGAGAGCUGCCAGGGGAGGGUGCGGGAGCUGGAGGUGGAGCUCCAAGAGCUGCAGCAGCUGCGUCGCGCUCGGACGUUCCUGCUGGGCAGCGAGGAUGAUGGCGUAGGUCUUACUCAGACUGUCCUCAACAGUACCCCGGAGACGGACACCUUCCUGGAGGUGGAGGUAGGGGAAACUGGAGGAGGCGUUCGGGAGGAGACAGAGGGCGGAGGAGGUGUUGGAGGACAGGCUCUCCCUGAGUCCAGCCCCGUGAGGAAAAGUUGCAGUGACACAGCACUCAACGCCAUUGUGGCCCGCGAUGCGUCCGGCCGCAGGAGAGGCAGCUACGCUCUUCACGCCAACAGUGUGAGGAAGAGGGGGAUGUCUAUCCUCAGAGAGGUGGACGAGCAGUAUCACGCUUUACUGGAGAAGUAUGAGGAGUUGUUGGGGAAGUGCAGGCGCCAUGAGGAGAGCCUGUGUCAUGCCGGUGUCCAGACUUCCAGACCCGUCUCCAGAGACCCGUCCAUGAAAGACUGUGCCAUGGGCCCCACCCCGGCACCUCCCUCUACCCCUACGCAGUCGCCUUCAACCCCUGAAGCCAUCGAGAGCAUCAGCAAGCAGGUGGAGGCGGUGGAUAAGCGGCUGGGACAGAACACUCCAGAAUACAAGGCCCUUUUUAAAGAGAUCUUCUCUCGUAUCCAGAAGACCAAGAUGGACAUCAAAGCUACCAAAAGUGCUAAGGCAAGCAAGUCAGGCAAAUCUGGCAAAUCUAGUAAACAGUAAUGGUAUACCGGUUUGGAAAGGUGUUCUUAUCACAGAGUGAAGUGCUAAGAUUUGAGAAGAGAGGCCUUUUAUAAGGGGUAGAAUUUGACGUAAUUGACUCAAAGAUUUUUCGGUUUUAUAAGUCUGUUUAGUAGAGGUGACCUAAUUCAAGAUACUCUUAGAGUAACAGUCUCUGUUAGCGUUCCAAGUCUCCUUAUACACCCAUGGAGUAAUACUACCCCCCCCCCAGGUUAGUAUACUGUUUCUGAUUCCAUUAAGAAGGUCACUCUGACUUCACAAACAACAGACCGAUUCUGUGACUGACAGAUGAUUAAUGCCACACUGCGACACUGCUUAGAUCUCUGCAAGGCGAUGUCACCUGAAGUCCAAAAACACACCUUUAAAUUCUGUUCAUCAGUAUAAGAGCCGCCAAAGAAGCAAAACUGACAUCUUUAAACUCUAACUCAAGUUUAAAAAUACAUAAAAUUCUGAUAAAUUCUGAAUACAUUAUUGCGGGAAAAACUUGCGGAAUUCAUUCUUCAAAUACGAAGUAAAUGGACUGGUUGAGAACUAGUGACCCCCCCCCCACACACAGUAACCAGAGUAACAACAGUAAAAGCAAUAUGCUUCUCAUGAGCCUCAAGUGCACUAAGCUUCACACAAAAAUACACCAGAGAAUGACCCUCUGAUGAACACACGAGUGCAGAACUAAAUUGAAUAUUAAGAUAAAGUUUAUUAUAAUGGACUCUACUAACAUGUAUAAUUAGAGUAAGCUUAAUGUGAUCCUCUCAGGCCACAUUGCUGCCUUCCUCAAGAAUUAUCUGGAGGUGCCUAUUACAUAUAAUAUUAUAGAGAUUAAUGCAGUGCUAAAAUUUAAUAAGACUGUAAUCUACAUGUCUACUCUUUUGCUGCGGUGUCUAUGUAUGACCUUACUACUGCUUUUUAAAAAUGUUUGCUGUGCCUCACCCUGUAAUCUAGAGAUUUAGAGAAAUGUAAUUUCUUCCUCACUGAUAAUUAGAUGAUCUUGUCUGAAUGCUAAAUAUGAAGCUACAAUCAGUAGCCAGCAGCAUUGAAAGUGGAGAGGUUGAGACAGCUAGCCUAGCAUUGUUGUCAAUGACAAGUUGUGGGUUUUCUGGUGGUUUACACCAAUGUAUUUAUUGACAGGAAGCAGAAAGCACAAGCUGUUUUUAUUGGUGAGCUUUAGAGGCUGAUGUUGUUAGGCUUUGAAAAAUAAGCAAUGCAGUGCUGUUACUCCAUGUUUUCACUCGUUAGCUUAGCAAACUAACCCACAACUGGCUGUUUUCGCUAACAGACAUGAAGAUGGUAUCAUUGCUGUCAACUUCCCGCAAGAAAAUAAAUUAGCAUUUUUUCAAAGUGUUGAAGCAGUGAUGAAAAAAAAACUUUAAGACAUUAUUUUUCAAUGCUUUUGGGGGUGCUAGUAAAAAAAAGGCAUGCUAACUGUAAAACUUGAGGAAGUGUAGCCUGACUAGAAACUGAAUUUAAAUGUAUAAAAUAGAUACCUUCUCCCUACACUGUGUUAAAGUAAUGAAGUAUAUCUUCAACUGGACUACUUCAGCCCAUGUGGGCAGCAGUAACGUUGCUAACUGAGAUGCCAGAGGCCUUUAUUUAUAAUAGUGAGUGACAUCAACAUUAGCUUUAGGCUAGGUAGUUAAAUCUGUGUUUGAUUGUGUAACAGUGAAGCUCCUACUAGUGCUAAAUAAGGCUGCUGUCUUGCAAAAGACAAUCUCUGGAGAUUGUUAUGUUCACUAUUUCCUGGGCAUUAUGAACACUCAUCAUACAAAAUAUAAACAUCCUGAAGUGAACUGUGUAAUAAAGGUUCAGACCAGAUAAAGCAGACAUGUUUAGUUGUCGGAGAAAUAGACGA
This is a messenger RNA of Labrus bergylta (ballan wrasse), 3555 nucleotides long. Its product is annotated as cerebellar degeneration-related protein 2-like. Lineage: Eukaryota; Metazoa; Chordata; Actinopteri; Labriformes; Labridae. The record is from RefSeq and is a predicted model, not a curated record.